AUGUUUGGUCUCCAAACAGGGUCUAAAUGGAGCUUUGGGAUGAUUAUCGCGGUCGUAUGUGCCGCCGUACUGGUUGUUGCGCUUGUCGCUGUUUCCGGUUUCGUAUACACCCGAUGGAAGAAACGGAAACAAAAGGAUGAGGAAAGAAGCCAGACAAUAUUGCUAUAUGAAUUGGCAAGUCCCAAAGAAGUGAUCAUAACACAAGAAGGCGAAUUGGUGACUGCUCAAGAAUUUCCUUUCUUUGAUUUAGCUACAAUAAGGGUAGCUACGGAUGAUUUUUCGGAUUCAAACAAGCUCGGACAAGGCGGAUUCGGCACGGUUUAUAAGGGUGUGUUACCAAUUGGGAAGGAAGUGGCAAUUAAAAGGUUAUCAAGAAAAUCAUGGCAAGGCUUGGAAGAAUUGAAGAAUGAAGUUAUUUUGAUUGCAAAGCUUCAACAUAGAAACCUUGUAAGGCUAUUGGGAUGUGGAAUUGAAGGUGAUGAAAAGUUGCUUAUAUAUGAGCUUAUGCCUAACAAAAGCCUUGAUUUCUUCAUCUUUGAUCCUGAGAAACGCUCACAAAUUGAUUGGAAAACAUGGUUCGACAUCAUUACUGGAAUUUCCAGAGGACUUCUUUAUCUUCACGAGGAUUCUCGGCUUAAAAUCAUUCACAGAGAUCUAAAACCCAGCAAUGUGUUGUUGGAUCAAGACAUGGUCGCCAAAAUAUCAGAUUUUGGGAUGGCAAGGAUCUUUUGUGAAAACCAGAACGCAGCCAACACUAAAAGAGUUGUGGGAACAUAUGGAUAUAUGGCUCCGGAAUAUGCAAUGGAAGGAUUAUUCUCGGUGAAAUCCGAUGUUUUUAGCUUCGGCGUGAUAGUGCUAGAGAUUCUUUCCGGAAAAAAAAACAGCGGUUUCUACCAAACCAAACAUGCUCAAACACUACUUGCAUAUGCUUGGGGGCUAUGGAAAGAAGGGAAAGAAUUGGAAUUAAUGGACCCUUGUUUACUGGAAUCAUGCUCGAUACCCGAAAUAAGGAGGUGCAUACAUGUCGGGCUUUUAUGCGUGCAGGAAGAUCCGACAGAUAGACCAACCAUGUCCGAUGUAGUAGUUGUCUUAGGAAGUGACACGAUUACGCUUCGCGAACCCAAAAGACCUGCAUUUUCGGUCGGAAGAAUGAUUACGAACUAUCAGUCUUCAAUAAUAGAUCCGUCGAUAAACCAGAUGACAAUGUCUAAUAUCUCGGCCCGCUGAAAAAAUUGGCUCCGAGUAAGAAUAGAAUUUAACCUAACUACUGUAGGAUUGGAUGUCCGAAAUUUCAAUUUCCCAUUUGUUCAAAUGAUAUAACAGGAAUGUUGAUGUGGUUGUUUUUGUGAAUAGGCAUGAUUAAAUCAAUGUAAUUAUAGAUAUAGUCCUGUUUAGUCUAUUCUUAA
Gossypium arboreum is the source of this 1406-nucleotide messenger RNA. RefSeq names its product cysteine-rich receptor-like protein kinase 10. The record is from RefSeq and is a predicted model, not a curated record. Lineage: Eukaryota; Viridiplantae; Streptophyta; Magnoliopsida; Malvales; Malvaceae. The transcript is spliced from 6 exons. Gene Ontology annotation, molecular function: ATP binding; protein kinase activity. Bases 1 to 1227 code for a protein of 408 amino acids. Gene Ontology annotation, biological process: protein phosphorylation.